AUGCACUUCUCCACCCUCGUUGCCGUUGCUGCUUCUCUGGUCUCGGUCGCCGUCGCCACCGCCUCCCCCAGCCUGCUGCCGUUCCAAGAUGCUGCCGUCCUCGCCAAGCGUGCGCGUGAUCGGAGCCCCGAGGCCAUAAUAUGCCACAAGACCUGCGGGAACACCAUCCUUGGGGCCAGCAAGGAGGGCCACUGCAAGGAUAACGCCUGGGGGGAGCUUCAGAAGAAAUGUGACGAGUGUGCUCCCAAAUACGAUAACAUUGCCGAGGAUUACCACGACAAGCUCCAAGAGGCUCUCGCGCCCUGCGGUCUCAAGGCCCCGCCCACUUCUGCCGGCGGUGAGCAGCCGUCCAGCGCUGCUCCCUCGUCUGUCGCAGUCCCGCCCACGUCUACUACCCAUGUCCGGCCCACGUCUGCCAGUCAGGAGAGCACCGCCGCCGUGGUUAGCCCAGCCUCGACUGGCCUCAGCAGUCUUGUUUCGUCUGCGAACAGCGCUGUUGUCUCAGCCACCUCUACAUCCGUCAUCGGUGGCACCCGGGCCAACGCAAGCACCACCGCCCGUUCCUCCAGCGCAAGCAACGACGCUCGGAGCUCACAUGCGGUCGCGUUCGUCCCUCUGGUCGCGACAUUUGCCGUCUUGUUUGCGGCCGCCAUGCUCUGA
Hirsutella rhossiliensis is the source of this 660-nucleotide messenger RNA. RefSeq lists its product as uncharacterized. The transcript is spliced from 3 exons. The coding region runs from base 1 to 660 and encodes 219 amino acids. The record is from RefSeq and is a predicted model, not a curated record. NCBI's taxonomy places the organism in Eukaryota, Fungi, Ascomycota, Sordariomycetes, Hypocreales, Ophiocordycipitaceae.